Neogale vison (American mink) is the source of this 3208-nucleotide messenger RNA. It is a transcript of the gene TTYH2, whose product is annotated as tweety family member 2. The record is from RefSeq and is a predicted model, not a curated record. Gene Ontology annotation, cellular component: plasma membrane. Gene Ontology annotation, molecular function: intracellularly calcium-gated chloride channel activity; volume-sensitive chloride channel activity. The transcript has 14 exons. NCBI's taxonomy places the organism in Eukaryota, Metazoa, Chordata, Mammalia, Carnivora, Mustelidae. The coding region runs from base 23 to 1627 and encodes 534 amino acids.
GCGGGAGCACUCGGGCCGAGCCAUGCCGGCUGCGCGCGUGGAGUACGUCGCGCCCUGGUGGGUUGCGUGGCUGCACAGCGUCCCGCACCUGGGCCUGCGCCUGCAGCCGGUGGACAGCACCUUCAAGCCCCGCGAUGAGAGUUACCGGGAGUCACUGCUGUUCCUGGGGCUGGUGGCCGCCGUCUGCCUGGGCCUCAACCUUGUCAUCCUCGCGACUUACGUGGUCUGCGUGUGCUGCUGCAGGCAGGACGAGGCCGUGCAGACCAAGCGGCGGGACUCCUGCUGUGUCACCUGGACGGCGGUGGUGGCCGGGCUCAUCUGCUGUGCCGCGGUGGGCGUUGGUUUCUAUGGAAACAGCGAGACCAACGACGGGGUGUACCAGCUGAUCUACUCCGUGGACAACGCGAACCACACCUUCUCCGGGAUAGAUGAACUGGUGUCCGGAACCACCCAGAAGAUGAAGGUGGACCUCGAGCAGCACCUGGCCCGGCUCAGUGAGAUCUUUGCCGCUCGGGGCGAUUAUAUCCAGACGCUGAAGUUCGUGCAGCAGAUGGCGGCCAACAUCCUGGUCCAGCUCUCGGGGCUGCCCGUGUGGAGGGAGGUCACCACAGAGCUGACCGAGCUGGCCGACCAGACUGGCUACGUGGAGUACUACAGAUGGCUUUCCUACCUCCUGCUCUUCAUCCUGGACCUGGUCAUCUGCCUCGUCGCCUGCCUGGGACUGGCCAGGCGCUCCAGGUGUCUUCUGGUCUCGACACUGUGCUGUGCGGCACUGGGCCUGUUCCUCAGCUGGACGUCUCUUGCUGCUGACAGCGCAGCCGCUGUGGGCACCGGUGACUUCUGCUCCGAUCCCGACACCUUCCUCCUGAACAUCACAGAGGGCCAGGUCCGCACAGAGGUGACCCGUUACUACCUCUACUGCGGUCAGAGCGGAAGCAGCCCCUUCCAGCAGGCGCUGACCAUCUUCCAGCGCUCGCUCACCACCAUGCAGAGCCAGGUGGCCGGCCUGCUGCAGUUCGCCGUGCCUGUCUUCCCCACGGCCGAGAAGGACCUGCUGGGAAUCCAGCUCCUGCUGAACUCCUCCGAGUCCGGCCUCCACCAGCUGACGGCCAUGCUGGAUUGCCGAGGGCUGCACAAGGACUACCUGGACGCCCUUAAUGGCAUCUGCUACGAUGGCAUCGAAGGCUUGCUGUACCUGGCCCUCUUCUCCCUCCUGGCUGCCCUGGCCUUCUCCACCAUGAUCUGUGCAGGACCGAGGGCCUGGAAACACUUCACUACCAGGGACAGAGACUACGAUGAUAUCGACAGUGAGGACCCGUUCAACCCCCAGGCCCGACGUAUGGCAGCUCACAACCCGCCCCGGGGGCAGCUCCGCAGCUUUUGCAGCUACAGCAGCGGCCUGGGCAGCCAGACCAGCCUGCAGCCCCCGGCUCAGACCAUCUCCAACGCCCCAGUCUCAGAGUACAUGAACCAGGCCAUGCUCUUCGGCGGGAACCCACGCUACGAGAACGUGCCCCUCAUCGGAAGAGGCUCCCCUCCUCCCACGUAUUCUCCCAGCAUGAGGGCCACUUACCUGUCCGUGGCGGACGAGCACCUGAGACACUACGGCAAUGACUUUCCAGCCUAACGCACUUUUCUGCAGAGGUUCCUGCCUCCUUGAUCCGUUUUGGUUUUUAACAAAUCCCGGCACAAGCUGCGUUUCUUUAAUAGAAACCAAAGGCGUCUGGAGGCCAGGGGCAGGACUCCGGGAUGGGCAGGCUGCCUCGGCGCGUCAGCGAUUCAGGGAGAAUCCGCCUGAGCUCGGCUGAGAUGUCUGACCCAAGGCCCUGGCAGACAGAAGACCCGUGACCCCGGGCCGGCCUCUCUCUCUUCUGCCCUCCUGUCCACGCAGGCAAUGCCCCCCGGGGUGCUCGGCUGUGCCAAGGGUAUUGGAGAGCCGUGCAGGGGGUGGCCCCAGAGCUGGGGGGUGGCCACAGCCACAUCCCCGGCAGGCUUUCCGCAGGGAGACCCCUUGGGAAGGUGAGUGACAGUUGCCACAGCCCACCCACCUUCUCUUCUGCCACCCUCCACUGCCUCUCCUCCAUUCCAGAAUGGAAUUCCAGAUGCUGUGAGUUGGUUCACUACGGAUAGGGACAGUCUCAGGCAUUAAUAGACACUUUGAAAGCGAUACUAACUCUUCCCCCCACCCCAAGUGUUUUAAAUAUUGUGAUUAUCCAAAGAAUUGAAACUCCUAGCACAUCCAGUUUUUACAAGAGGUCUGGGGCGCAUUCCUUCCCCCUGGAUUGAAUACCAUUCUUUGGCAGGUGUUGCUGGCCUCAGUUCUUUGAGGGUCUGGAGGAAGGGAGGAUUUUUAAAGUACUGAUCCCUGAGACCUGCUGUCCCAAGCUGCUGCUUGAUGGGGAGGUGGGUUCAUCCCGUUUAAGGAGGGAGGCCCUUUAAGACACAAAAGAAGUUAAGAGGGACCCCCGCACGCACCCCUCUGUUCUGGGGACUGCCCAGGUGAACUGCCCCUCCCUUUGGUCUUCAAGCAGUUCUGUCUUAAAAGUUUUAGCAAGGUGGGAUGGUCGUAUCUUGACCUGAGGCAGGCCUCUUUCCCCCCCCCCCCAACCUUGUAGCCAGCCCGUUGUCCCGGGCCCCCAUAAGCUGUACCUACUCCGUGAGAAGGCGUUUGUUGGCCAGGAGGAAAUAAUGACCCACCGUCCUACCUGCUGAGGGUCCAGGGUUAGGGUCUCUGGUGCUUCUCAUCUCCUGUCAACUCAGAGUGCACAACACUGAUGCCCCCACGGUCUUGCACACCCAGAGCCAGGGACAUGGGGUAACCCUGCUGGGGACAAGGGUUCCACUUCCGUUUUUGAAGACCUCCUUUCCCAUCAGAAUGCUGACAGCAGUGGCUCUCAGCGCCCAGCCAAGCCUCUGUGACCCAACAGGGCCCAGGACCGCCCGGACUCUUACCUCACCCGCGCUAACUUAGAGAAGUACCGUGUACCAUAAAUGUGUCCGUGUAUGACCGCAUCGCAUGCAGAUAGGAAGCCCGCAACGCCAUGACGUUGCUUCUUAACAUUUUGUUGCUGGCGACUGUAGAGUUGUUUUUAAUGCAUGUAAACUAAGCUAGACUCCUUCGGGUAGUUCCUGAAGGACCAGGUGGGCUUGCCUCCGCUUGAUACGUGUGUGCCCUCGCCUGGGGAGAAAUAAACCACUUGUACUAAAA